Meloidogyne enterolobii is the source of this 361-nucleotide messenger RNA. NCBI's taxonomy places the organism in Eukaryota, Metazoa, Nematoda, Chromadorea, Rhabditida, Meloidogynidae. The record is from the annotation of a GenBank genome assembly.
UUUUCCCAUGUCUAGAAAACUUCUUCUAUUAUCAGCUUUCAUCAAUGAAUUGCCGCCCUUCUCCUACAGGCAAAGUCAUAAAUCGUUCAUUCUCUCCCCGGCAUUGCCUCAAUUUUUGCUAUUUUGCUCUGUUUGCUGUCCAAUAUUUGCCUUAAAAACUUUUCUCGCAGCACGCCCCCUCCAAAAAAAUAUUUUUAUUUAUUAUUCUUCUUCUUCUUCCAUUUUUCUCUUCUUCCCCCCUUUAACUGUCCACAUUCUUCCUUCACUUCCAUUUUCUAUUCCCAGCCACCAUCUUCUUCGCACCGCUCGCGCCAUAAAUCACUCGUCGUGGUGCCCAACCCGCCGGGUAAAUACUUUUUAG